AUGAUCUACUACCGAACGCAGUCAUGGUACACGCAGAUCGCACGAUGGUACGGAACGGUUUGGGGAGAGGUAAAGGUGAAGGCGAUUCUGAUACUUAUUUACACCUCUGCUGCAUAUUGGUUGUGCUUGAAGGAAGGCCACAACUUGGGCAGAACAAGGAAGAAUAUUCUUGGCUCCACCAUUUCAUUCCUGCUGAUCUUCCGUGCGAACAACGGGUACAAACGUUACAUGAAGGGGCGUGCAGCUUGCAUUCACUUCUUCUGCGUCUUGCGAGAGAUCAUUUGCACUUAUCUGAUCUUUCUUGCUGGCGGGUCGCGCAAUAGACGGCUCCGCUGGCGCCGAGUUGGUCCUAGCUCUCGACCCGUUACCCAGGAAGAUGUUGAGAUGGAUGUCGAUGACAAGAUUGCAAGUGAGGAAAGAACGGAGGCUGUCCGCUGGUGCCUCAUCAUGGCCAUCGCGUUCCAGAUGCAUGCACGCUUGCUUGAUCAAGGCCUCAAUAAAGGAAGAAUUACAGAGGAGACAAAGCGCAGGGUGGACUGGGACAGGUAUCGGAUCAGGGGUCUGACGAACGAGAAUGAGUUUCGCAGCUUGGAUGGGAUUGUGCGGGCGGUCGCCGCCCCGCAAAUCAGCUGGGCGACACCUCAGUAUCCCGACCUUCCAGGGGUCGAGGAAGUCUUCGGACCGGAAGCGAGCGCACUGCAGGAGUCACCGGGGGACAUUGAGAUUAGUCGUGUCCCAUACAUUCGCUUGUGCACGUACCUCGUGUACAAGUUGAACGAGGUUGGCUACAGGAACAUGAACGACCCUCGCAUGCAAGACAAGAGGUGGGGCAUGGGUGAGCGCUUUGUGCCGCUUGUGACUGCCCAGACCAUGUCGCUCUCCUAUUCGUAUUCCGAAGUCAACCAGAUCAUCAGCACCCCGCUUCCUUUUCCGUACAAUCAUUUGU
Symbiodinium necroappetens is the source of this 946-nucleotide messenger RNA. The record is from the annotation of a GenBank genome assembly. Lineage: Eukaryota; Dinophyceae; Suessiales; Symbiodiniaceae.